Molecule: messenger RNA, 1125 nt
Organism: Tripterygium wilfordii
Lineage: Eukaryota; Viridiplantae; Streptophyta; Magnoliopsida; Celastrales; Celastraceae
Product: glycosyltransferase BC10-like
Exons: 2
Coding region: 1-1125 (374 amino acids)
Cellular component (GO): membrane
Molecular function (GO): glycosyltransferase activity
Source: RefSeq, a predicted model, not a curated record
AUGUCAUAUUUUCUCAUCUUUGGCGUUGGAGUAGUCCUUGGAAUCACCUUUGGUUUAUACGUCAAAGACAUGUCCUUCACUUUCUUACUCAACCAACAAUUCUCCACCUUCUCAACAAACAUAAAACCAAUCGAUUCAUCCCCUCCUCCACCACCACCUCCUCCUCCUUCCCGGCCAGCGGUUCGUGAUAUUGGGUUGAAUGAGUUCUUGAAGCCCUCCAAGGUUAUGCAUGAUAUGGGAGACGAGGAGUUAUUGUGGAGGGCAUCAAUGGUGCCAAAAAGAAGUAUCUAUCCAUUCAAGAUAGUACCAAAGGUUGCUUUUAUGUUUUUGACUAGAUGGUCUCUUCCAUUGGCUCCUUUGUGGGAGAAAUUCUUUCAAGGACAUGAAGGAUUGUAUUCCAUAUAUGUCCAUUCAAAUCCUUCCUUCAAUGAAACAGAGGUGCCACAGAAUUCUGUCUUUUAUGGAAGGAGGAUUCCUAGUAAGGAUGUGCGAUGGGGAAGCUUCACCAUGGUGGAGGCGGAGCGGCGGUUAUUGGCCAACGCCUUGCUGGACUUCUCGAACCAGCGCUUCGUCCUCCUCUCGGAGUCUUGUAUUCCACUCUUCAACUUCCCCACAAUCUACAAUUACCUAAUAAACUCGACCGAGACGUAUGUUGAGUCGUAUGAUUUGCCAGGCUCAGUGGGGCGAGGCCGAUACAACCGAGGAAUGUUACCCCUGAUUCGGCUCUCUGAAUGGCGAAAAGGCUCUCAAUGGUUCGAAAUGGACCGUGAACUAGCUAUCGAGGUGAUAUCGGACCAGAUUUACUACUCUGCAUUUAAGAAAUUUUGCAGGGGAUCAUGUUAUGGGGAUGAACAUUACUUACCAACGUUUCUUCACAUCAAACGGUGGAGAAUGAACUCGGAGAGAACCUUGACUUGGGUUGACUGGUCAAAGGGUGGACCCCACCCAAAUAGGUUCCAGAGAACAGAUGUUAACAUUGGGUUUUUGGAGAGAUUAAGAUCAGCUGGUAGGCAAUGUGAGUAUAAUGGGAAUACUACCAAUGUUUGCUUCUUGUUUGCAAGGAAGUUCACCCCAAAUGCUUUGGAUAGAUUGCUCAGGUUUGCCCCAAGACUCAUGAACUUUUAA